This is a messenger RNA of Erinaceus europaeus (western European hedgehog), 402 nucleotides long. Its product is annotated as cytochrome c oxidase subunit 6C-like. NCBI's taxonomy places the organism in Eukaryota, Metazoa, Chordata, Mammalia, Eulipotyphla, Erinaceidae. The record is from RefSeq and is a predicted model, not a curated record. Gene Ontology annotation, biological process: mitochondrial electron transport, cytochrome c to oxygen. The transcript has a single exon. The coding region runs from base 46 to 273 and encodes 75 amino acids.
CCUAAGUGUUUUCUUUCAUCUUAUGUGUGUAGGAGGGUGACUACCAUGGCUCCGGGUGCUUUGGCGAAACCUCAGAUGCGUGGCCUUCUGGCCAAGCGUCUCCGCUUUCAUAUUGUUGGAGCUCUCAUUGUAUCCCUGAGUGUUGCAGCUUUCUAUAAGUUUGCUGGGGCUGAACUAAGAAAGAAAGCAUAUGCAGAUUUCUAUAGAAAUUAUGAUCCCAUGAAAGAGUUUGAGGAGAUGAGGAAGGCGGGUGUCUUUCAGAGUACAAAAUGAUUCCAGAAAGUAAAGAAUUUUUCGGUUGACCUCAUGGAAAUCUGUCAUUGAUUCUGAACUAUGACACAGACACUUGGAUAAGAAAUACUUUCUCUUGAUAAAUAAACAUUAACAAAUAACAAAAAAAAA